AUGGUCACGCUGGCUCCGGUUUUUCAGAAAGGACGGGGCCGAGCGAACGGGGACCAGCGAACACGGACGCUGGCGAACGGGGACCUGGCGAGCAGGGGCCGGCCAACGGUGACGGGCGAGCACGGACGCUGGCUCGCACUCUUGGCUGGCGUGUUCUUCACGGGCAUGACCCUGAUGGAGAUCGUCCUGGAGGGGGCGACGCGCCGCUUCUCCCACGCGGAGACCGUCGGCCUGCUCCUCACGCUGGCCCAGUUCUCGGGGUGCACGGUGCUGGCGGUGCUGGGCGGCGGCGCCAGCGGUGCCGUGCAGGGCCCGGCGGCCCCCGAGGGCCCAGCGGCAGCGGCCCGCGGCUGGCUGCCGUUCGUGGGCCUGUCCUGCCUGGUCUGGUGCGGGACCGGGCUGGCGAACGUGGCCGUGUCCUGGGUGCAGUACCCUGUGAAGGUGGUCUUCAAGUCCUCGAAACUGAUACCGACCAUGGGCGUCUCGGUGCUGAUGGGCAACAGUCGCACCUUCGGCGCCCUGGAUUACCUCGCGGCUGUCCUCCUCUGUGCCGGUGCAGCGGGCUUCUCUUUCCACGCAGGCAAGAUUGGCGAGUCAUCCCAGCUGGUGUUGCUCGGCAUCGCUCUGCUGACGUGCACCAUGUUCUGCGACGCCGUCAGCGCGAACGCCCAGCAGAGGCUCAUGCAGAGGACUGGGGUGCCGCCGAUGGUCAUGAUGUUGCGGCUGAACCUCUGCGGGGUGCUGGUCCAGAGAGACUGGAACCAUCCUCUGGCCCUGCGCUGGUUCACGCGAUUCUCUGACUGGGGGAAGCGGGUGGUAG
Molecule: messenger RNA, 820 nt
Organism: Prorocentrum cordatum
Lineage: Eukaryota; Dinophyceae; Prorocentrales; Prorocentraceae
Source: the annotation of a GenBank genome assembly